This is a messenger RNA of Bombyx mandarina (wild silkworm), 3384 nucleotides long. RefSeq names its product Protein phosphatase regulatory B subunit well-rounded. Lineage: Eukaryota; Metazoa; Arthropoda; Insecta; Lepidoptera; Bombycidae. The record is from RefSeq and is a predicted model, not a curated record. Gene Ontology annotation, cellular component: protein phosphatase type 2A complex; cytosol; nucleus. Gene Ontology annotation, biological process: signal transduction; protein dephosphorylation. Gene Ontology annotation, molecular function: protein phosphatase activator activity.
UUGAGGUUGUGUAAAGCGAUGGUUGCGAGGGGACGGCAGAAGACGGCGCGCAUGUGCGGCGAGUACGGUGUGCGCAGCGCGUGUCAGUCCAGCCGCCCCCGCAGCUCGCACCGGUCCCGGCGCUGCCGGGCUCCCGCUCGGAUGCCGCUGCCGGCUACCGCUUGCGAUGGUCCACGCCGGGCCGGCCGUGCGCGCGCCCUCUCGCGCGAUGUUCGCCGCCGCCGAUACUAAACCGCGUCGCGCCGUCUCGCCUCUUGGUAUACCGAAAUCUCCUUCGUUCCACUCUGGACUUGAUCUCGUCGCGAAUCAAGCGACAACUAAGCGCUCCGAAAGCGUAUCGGACGUCGCCAGAGCCUUUCGGUUUGCGUUGUUCGCCGGCAUGGAGGGCCAGGGCCCGCCGCAGAAGGCGCCUUCGCCGCCCGAUGCGCGGAGCCCGCCGCCCCCCGUCUCUGCCGCUGUGUCACCCGAUCGUCCCGUGCUGGUGAUACCUAAUGUUGAUAGAGAGAGUCUAAUGGAGCAGUUGCCACUGCUGAAAGAUGCACCCGCAGCCGAAAAAGAACAGCUCUUCGUGCAGAAGCUGCGGCAGUGCUGUCUGCUGUUCGACUUUGCGGACGAGCCACUGUCUGAUCUCAAAUGGAAGGAGGUGAAGAGGGCCGCGCUGCUCGAGAUGGUCGAAUACGUCACGUCGCAGCGAGGCGUCAUCACCGACUCUAUUUACCCUGAAGCCGUUAAUAUGUUCGCGAUCAAUCUAUUCCGGACGUUGCCGCCAUCAUCGAAUCCUAACGGAGCGGAAUUCGAUCCUGAAGAGGACGAGCCCACAUUAGAGGCCGCCUGGCCGCAUUUACAGCUCGUCUACGAACUGUUCCUGCGGCUACUCGAGUCUCCGGAUUUUCAGCCAAACAUUGCCAAGAAGUAUAUAGACCAGAAGUUUGUUUUGCAACUCUUGGAGUUGUUCGAUUCUGAGGACCCACGCGAACGAGACUUCCUCAAAACAACUCUCCAUAGGAUAUACGGGAAAUUUUUAGUUCUACGCGCUUACAUAAGGAAACAGAUCAAUAACGUAUUCUAUAGGUUUAUUUACGAGACGGAACACCAUAAUGGCAUCGCGGAGCUCCUCGAAAUCCUUGGUUCCAUCAUCAAUGGAUUCGCAUUGCCUCUCAAAGAGGAACACAAAUUAUUCUUACUCAGGGUACUACUGCCGCUGCACAAGGCCAAGUCGCUGUCGGUGUACCACCCGCAGCUGGCGUACUGCGUCGUGCAGUUCCUCGAGAAGGACCCCUCCCUCACGCAGCCCGUCGUCAGAGCUCUCUUAAAGUACUGGCCGAAGACUCAUUCGCCGAAGGAGGUGAUGUUCCUGAACGAGAUGGAGGAGAUAUUGGACGUGGUGGAACCGGCCGAGUUCCAGCGCAUCAUGGACCCGCUGUUCAAGCAGCUAGCCAAAUGCGUCUCCAGUCCUCAUUUCCAGGUAGCAGAACGAGCGCUCUACUACUGGAACAACGAAUACAUAAUGUCUUUAAUAUCGGACAACGCGACCCACAUCCUGCCUGUGAUGUUUCCGGCGUUGUACCGGAACACAAAGAGCCACUGGAACAAGACGAUACACGGGCUGGUGUACAACGCGCUCAAACUGUUCAUGGAGAUGAAUCAGAAACUGUUCGACGAGUGCACGCAGCAGUACAAACAGGAGAAACAGAAAGAGAGGGAGCGACUUCUGCAGCGAGAGGAGAUCUGGCAGCAAAUAGAGGAGAGGGCGCAACGAAACGACCGCGGCUCAGAGCCCGCCGAGACGCGCAAGCAGACCUAUAGUAACGCGAACAAGCCCCUCCUCCGCAAGAAGUCGGAGCUGCCCGUGGACAGCAGCGCCGUGCGUGCGCUCGCCGAGCACCGGCGCGCCGACCCCUUCCUGUCCUCGCCGCCCGACAUCAACCACUGCUAGCGACCGCCCGCCGCCCGGACCCACGUUACAACAUUCGGGGAACCAGAGCCAUAAAGUCGGUUAGUUGAACAAUAUUCGGUAGGAGCGCGACCGUCGCACGUCUCCCGGGACGAUCCUCAAUCAUCUAGAUCUUUCGAUUUCUAUUAAUCACGUGAUACUUCUUGAAACAAAACGAGAGAGAGACUGAACUCAUCUCGCCCCCAAAAAAUUGCAUCUCGAGUGUCACAGAACGAUUUACGUAAAAAUAUAGAAAGCAAUCGCGCUCUGGCGACUGGUUGAGACGAAGAACGAUUGAACUGAGUCAAAAAAGCGUGAAACGCGCGUCGAGUUCGAGAACGGUACGUCGCGUCCGCCCACGGAAACCUGACCAUGACUUGAAUUACUUGGAUACUUCAUAACAAAUACAUAAAGAACUCGCUUACGCGUUCGAUAAUUUAUUUAUACUACAUUGGACACGUAAUGGAUAGGUUUAUAAUAUACAUACAAACACAGUACUUACGAAUAGCGCUAUUACGGUUAGCAGUGAUCUCUUUCAGACAACCGACGAUGGAAAAAAACAUCAACGGAAAAAUCUGUGACCUACGACAUAAUUUGUACGUUUACAAAUAUAUAAAAUGUACAUAAUAUACAUACAGUCCUACAUCCAACUCUAUAUUUACAUAUAUGUAUAAAUACAUACAUAUAUUUUAUGAUUGUAUUGUGGUUUAUACAACGUGGAAAUUCGUUCGUAUGUAUCGUACCGUUUCGAUGACUCGCUUUCAUUAAACUUUUACUUAAUUAUUUUUUUAUAUAAAAUAUUCGAUGUAUUAUUUAAGAGUAUAGAUUUAUACACCAUUCCACUGCAAGUACCACCUGUAAUCGUAUGAUGUUAGCCGAAUUGUUUUAUAUUAUGGUUCGAUUUUUUUAUUAUUAUUAUUAUUGUAAAAACUCAACCUGAAAUCUAUUUUGAAAAUUAACACAAUGUGUUAAGGAACUUGAGACAAAAACAAAAAUACAUUUCGGAAUUGACUGUCAAAAAAUGGGUUUUUACAAUCAGUGAUUCAUAAAAUUUAUUGAUAUUACAUACAAAAAAAAAAAACUGAUCUACAGUACACUUCUAUACAAAAAAAGUACACGUGUAAAGUUAUUACAAAAUCAUUUUUUUGUCAGUAAAUUUCGAGAGUCAAAAUUAUCUUCCGUGGAUUUGAUAAGCGCUUGACACUGUAUCCGUAAUGUUCGAUGUUGUUUUUUCAUCUAAAUUCAUUUAAUAAUUUAAUUAACGUGUCAUUAAAAAAUUAUAAUAGUGUAUGCAACUCAUUAGUGUUUACAUUUAGAAAUUAAAAUCCACUAAAGCCAUAGUAAUCAUGAACUUUAUUUAUUUAAUUUGUAGAAUACCAAAUAAUGUAUUGUGAAGGUAGUUAAUUUUUAAUUUUCUAUUACGUUAUAAUAUUUACUUUUAUUAUUAUAAU